Molecule: messenger RNA, 1988 nt
Organism: Zonotrichia leucophrys gambelii
Lineage: Eukaryota; Metazoa; Chordata; Aves; Passeriformes; Passerellidae
Product: intercellular adhesion molecule 5-like
Exons: 5
Coding region: 547-1596 (349 amino acids)
Biological process (GO): cell adhesion
Cellular component (GO): plasma membrane
Molecular function (GO): integrin binding
Source: RefSeq, a predicted model, not a curated record
CGGGACAGAGGGACAGGAAUUGCCCCAGGGGGGGCAGCAGAGGCCGGAGCCCUCCCCGGGCAGCCCCUCGAGCCCCGGCACGUCCACGCAGCCCCGGAAAUCCCCGGGGGCGGGACGGCAACGGGCCGGGGAUAAAAGCGGCGAGCGGGACGGGCUGGAGGCGGCGGGCGGACAGACAGACGGAGAAAGCGCGGGACGGACCCAGGGACGGGGACGGCGGUGCGCAGCCAGAGCGCACCCGGAAACCCCGACCCGGACGGGCCCGGAGCGGCCCCACAGGAUCCAUCCCGGAGAGUCCGAACCGAACCUUCCCGGGGAAUCCGAACCGAACCUUCCCGGGGAACCCGAAUUGAACCUUCCCGGUGCUCCCGGGGAACCCGAACCGACCCAACCGUAGAACCCGAACCGAAACUUCCAGAAGUCCGGACCGGCGCUGGAUCCAACCCAGAGACCCUGAACCCGCCGCCCCCCACCGGCCCCCCGCCCCCGGUGCUCCCGGCGCAUCCCGGCGCUCCCGCGGCACCGGGAGCCGCUGUCCCCGCCGGGAUGGUGGCCCCGGCGCUGCUGGCGCUGGCCCUGGGCGCCCUGGGUGUCGUGGCAGUGCCCCCCGAGGGUCCCCUCGUGUCCCUGUCAGCCUCGGACGCGGUGGUGAGGAUGCCGUUCAAGGUCACCUGCAGCAUCAAGCCCGCCGUCCCCGCCACCAACGUCACCAUCACUGCCAACAACCUCACCUGGCCGGUGACACUGAGCCAGGACGGCCACCAGGCCACCGCUGAGGUCACCGUACAAAACAAGGGCAAUGUCCAGCUGGGCUGCACCGUCCACAUGGGCAGCAGGAAGCUCCAGACCAACGCCACUGUCCAGGUCUUCUAUGUCCCCGUGCCACUGCUGAAUGUCACCAACACCGCCAAGGCUGGCACUGAGCUGAGGGGACAAUGCUCGCUGCCACCUGGAGCCGUCAGUGACAUCCAGGUGAAGGUGGCCACCAACCACAGUGUCCUGGUGGAUUUUAAAAAGCCCCCGGUGACCUUCAGCCUGAUGGUGACAGAGGAGGAUGCAGAGAAGGGGCUGGUGGUGACCUGUGAGGCCAAGAUGCACCCGGACCCCCCGAGGAACAAAUCCCAAGUGAUCCAUGUGCUGGUCAAACCUCGGCUGGACAGGGAGCUCUGCCCCCCACAGCAGAACUGGACGGAGGGGCAGGACGGGAUCCUGAACUGCAGCGCCAAGGGGACACCUAAGCCGCAGGUGAACUGUUCCAAGGAUGGGAAUUUCCUCACCCCUGGAAAAUCCCAUCCCAUCAACCGCGCCCACGCCGGGACCUACCUGUGCCGGGCCACCAACGAUCUGGGGACGGCCGAGCGCAACGUCACCGUCUGGGUGCAGUAUGACGCCUCGGUCCCGCUGCUCCCGCUGCUCCUGGGGACGCUGCUGCCGGCGGUCGUCGUCUUCCUGACCCUGGCCGUGGGCUACCUCCUCCACCGCCAGGGCAAGAUCGGCGAGUACCGGCUCUGGAAGCGGCACCCGCGGCCGGACGCGCAGCCCCUGCGGCCCCGGGGCGGCUCCGCGGCCGCUCCCAACGGAUCCGCGGCCCCGUAGGCGGGGAGAGCCCGUGGAGGGGCCGGGAGCCCCUGCCCGUCCCUCCGCCGCGGCCACCGAGGGGACGGCGACAGCGGGGACCGGCCAGGGCCAGCGCGGGGGAUGCGGCUCCCAGGCUGGGAUGGACUGGGAUGGACUGGAAUGGACUGGGAUGCACUGGGAUGGACAGAUCCAGCAAGGCCCCAGUGUGGAUCGCCGAGUUUCGCUCCAGAUUUUAUCCCUCGAGUGUUUUUUGGGGCGGAUUUGGUGAUUUUGGAGGUCUUGGAGCUCCCCGGGCGGAGCAUCCUGGGUUGAAUCGCGGGGAUUUCGGAGCUGGCGGGAGGACAAGGAGCAGGAGGGAGGGGACAGAGAGGCGACAGUGACACGUACCACCAAUAAACGCUGCAGGUGGC